Anastrepha obliqua is the source of this 1193-nucleotide messenger RNA. RefSeq names its product histone RNA hairpin-binding protein (gene Slbp). Gene Ontology annotation, biological process: mRNA transport; mRNA 3'-end processing by stem-loop binding and cleavage. NCBI's taxonomy places the organism in Eukaryota, Metazoa, Arthropoda, Insecta, Diptera, Tephritidae. The record is from RefSeq and is a predicted model, not a curated record. Gene Ontology annotation, cellular component: cytoplasm; histone pre-mRNA 3'end processing complex. Gene Ontology annotation, molecular function: mRNA binding; histone pre-mRNA stem-loop binding. The transcript has 2 exons. The coding region runs from base 155 to 937 and encodes 260 amino acids.
AGAAAGAAGCGCGAAUAAAAACCAAAACAAGGAAAGCGCGGGGAAAACUCAAAGCAUAGCGUUAAGUGAGUUUUUCACAUAUUUCAGGAUAUUUUAAAGAGAACGUAGGGGGUCUUUGUUAAUACUCAUUUAAGUAGCUUUGAUUUGUGGCAAUAUGUCUGGACAUAAAUCGCCUCUAAGGAAGAGUUUAAAUGGGAGUAGUCCCAAUUCAUCUGCCUCGUCGAUUGUUUCAUUUCAUGGUUCUUGGGCGCAUGAGGUGCGACUCGCUGAACAGGAUGGUUGUGAUCGUAAAUUGCAUAAUAGCAGUGGGGAAUCAAGCGGUAAAAAUGCGCAGGGAGAUUUAUCAAAUGACUUGAAUCAAAGUCAAGGAAUUAAGAACCACGAACCUGCAGUAUCUGAAGAUCGUGAAAUAUCGCUGGAAUUCAUUGAAGGUGUUAACGAAGCAAAGUUUGAGCGUUUAUUAAAGGAAGAAAAGUUGAAAACACCUUUCAAGCGCCGUUACUCACAAACACCGAGUAAUGAAAGUCGCUCAGAUAGCACCAAUGGUUCCAAUAGUGAUAAUGAGGCUGAUUAUUGUUCUAGUAACUUCAAACGCACGCCUAAUAACAGUAAACACCAAUAUGAGGAACAAAAACGCUUGCGCUACAAUAGCUAUGGCUGUAGUACAUCUUCCAAGGAGUCACAAGUGGAGGACGAUCCUGUAGUAUUAGCGCGUCGUCAAAAACAAAUUGACUAUGGCAAAAAUACUGUGGCAUAUGAGCGUUACCUAGAAAUGGUGCCGAUACGCAAGCGUAAUCAUCCACGGACGCCAGAUAAAUAUGGUAAAUACAGUCGGCGCACAUUUGACGGUCUGAUAAAGGUGUGGCGUAAGCAACUGCAUUACUAUGACCCGGAGCCUGUUGCUGGCAAUGCAGAAGACAACGAUGAUUCAGAUUAAAUACUGCACAUAGUUCGAAUUGAAUUAUAAUUUUCUUAUUUAAUGCGAGACAUUUUGCGUUAUCAUUUUCUGCCUGUUCACUUGUUUUGCUGUUCUUGUUGCAUGUAGUAAAUGCCCGAGUUUUGUUUUGCAUAAGUAUGCCAUGAGUACAAUUGUUUUGUAGAUGUAAGUUAAAAUUUAUACAAAAUUAUAGCAAUUACAUAUAUACGGAGAAUAUUGAACGUGCGUAGCAACAAUUAAAAGCUAUUUAUUUAAA